AUGGCCUCCCGCAACUGCCUCUCGAGUACCAAGUACUCCAAGGGAUCGAAGCAGCCAAACAAGAGGAGCGGACACGAAGUAGACAUACUCGCCGAGCUUCGAUUGCAUCUAGAACGGAUGAGGGAGGAGCCACUCAGUGAAUGGGAACCAGAGGCGAAAAAGCUUGCGGUCAUCGCUUUUAAGCAAGUCUGCCAGUACGUCGCCGGAGAAAGUCAGAUCCUCAUUUCGACGAACAACAACCUGGCCUCAAACAUCUGUUCCCAGCACUUUGAAUCAGAUUCGAAAGCCGCGUUUCUCAUCCGAGAUGAGGACACCACUGAGCUCGAAGUCAAUGGUUGGAUCCCUUUGACAAGUUGCAAAUUUUCCCCGAAGAUCACUGGCAUUGUGCUUGGGGCGACAUCUUGCAACUAA
Molecule: messenger RNA, 411 nt
Organism: Aspergillus pseudoviridinutans
Lineage: Eukaryota; Fungi; Ascomycota; Eurotiomycetes; Eurotiales; Aspergillaceae
Exons: 2
Coding region: 1-411 (136 amino acids)
Source: RefSeq, a predicted model, not a curated record